Sus scrofa (pig) is the source of this 945-nucleotide messenger RNA. RefSeq names its product olfactory receptor 52B4-like. Gene Ontology annotation, molecular function: G protein-coupled receptor activity; olfactory receptor activity. Gene Ontology annotation, cellular component: plasma membrane. Gene Ontology annotation, biological process: G protein-coupled receptor signaling pathway. The record is from RefSeq and is a predicted model, not a curated record. Lineage: Eukaryota; Metazoa; Chordata; Mammalia; Artiodactyla; Suidae.
AUGACUGCCUUUAACCGCACUGGGGUCAGCCACACCGUCUUCUACUUGCUGGGCAUCCCCGGCCUUGAGGACCAGCACCUGUGGAUUUCCAUCCCCUUCUUCAUUUCCUACAUCAUCGCCCUGCUUGGGAACAGCCUGCUCAUCUUCCUCAUCCUCACGAGGCGCAGCCUGCAUGAACCCAUGUUCCUGUUCCUGUGCAUGCUGGCCGGGGCCGACAUCGUGCUGUCCACCUGCACAGUCCCUCAGGCCCUGGCCAUCUUCUGGUUCCGUGCUGGGGAGAUCUCCCUGGAUCGCUGCAUCACACAGGUGUUUUUCCUCUCUUCCACCUUCAUCUAUGAGUCAGGCAUCUUGCUGGUAAUGGCGUUUGACCGCUACGUUGCCAUAUGCGACCCUCUGAGAUACACCACUGUCCUGACACAUGCACUGGUAGGGAAAACUGGAGUGACUGUCUUUCUGAGAAGUUUUGGUACAAUAUUCCCCAUAAUAUUUCUUCUGAAGAGACUGACCUUCUGCAAAAGUAACAUCCUUUCUAACACUGCUUGUAAGCACAUUGUCUUGGCUCGUGUUUCCUGUGAUGACAUACGCGUGAAUAUCUGGUAUGGGUUUUUCGUCCUAAUGUCAACUCUGGUUGUAGAUGUUGUGCUCAUUUUUAUUUCUUAUGUGCUGAUUCUCCGUGCUGUCUUCCACACCCCUUCCCGAGAUGCUCGCCACAAAGCUCUCAACACAUGUGGCUCCCACGUGUGUGUCAUCAUUCUCUUCUACGCACCUGGCAUCUUCUCAGUCCUCACUCAGCGGUUUGGACGUCACAUCUCACCCCACGUUCAUGUUCUGCUGGCCAGUGUCUGUAUUCUGGCCCCACCUAUGCUGAACCCCAUCAUUUAUGGGAUCAAGACCAAACAGAUCAGGGACCAGGUGGUUCACGUGUUCUUUACAAGGCGGACAUGA